This is a messenger RNA of Monosiga brevicollis MX1, 1071 nucleotides long. RefSeq lists its product as uncharacterized. Bases 1 to 1071 code for a protein of 356 amino acids. Gene Ontology annotation, cellular component: extracellular matrix. The transcript is spliced from 3 exons. The record is from RefSeq and is a predicted model, not a curated record. Gene Ontology annotation, biological process: cell adhesion; extracellular matrix organization. Gene Ontology annotation, molecular function: cell adhesion molecule binding. NCBI's taxonomy places the organism in Eukaryota, Choanoflagellata, Craspedida, Salpingoecidae.
AUGAAGGCUGUUUUUGUGUUGUGCCUGCUGCUAGGCGCAGUCGCCGCGCAGCAGACCAUUGGCGAUCUUUUGGACAUGGAAGAGUUUCAAGCGUUCAAGUCGGCCCUGGACGCUGCCAACCUGACCGAUAGCUUGGAUGAUGACACCUACACCAUCUUUGCCCCCACCAACGACGCCUUUGCCAAGCUGAAUGAUACCAUGGUGACGCUUCUCCUCUCAGAAGAGAACCUGGACCAACUGCAAGAGCUGCUGUUCCACCACGUCAUUGCGGGUAACAUCUCAGCCAGCCAGUUUGUGAAUGGCACGGAAUACCCCACCCUCUUGGCGGACAACGAUGUGACAGUCUUUUUCGAAGGCGAGGGUGACGACACUUCUGUUUUUGUGAUGUCUGCGGGUGACGUGGAAGCCGAGGUGGUUGGUCUGAACGGCUAUGUCGAAACUGGUGUCGUGCAUGCCAUUGACACCGUCCUCAUCCCCCUGGACUUUGAAUUGAUUGUGCCCACGACGCCUGCCCCCAUGUCCACAAGCACCGACGAUGACAAUGAUGUCGACAAUGACGAUGAGACCACGAUGAUGCCCAUGGCCAAUGGCCUUGAGGCACUGUUAACCGGCGACGUCUCCUACACACUCUUUUACGAUGCCAUCCAAGCCACCAACCUGACUGAUCGCCUUUUCCAGAACAACGGUUUGACGGUCCUCAUUCCCAACAACCAGGCCUUUGGCUUUCUGGAUGACGACGAGCUCAACGACCUCUUCGAGACGGAUUUGGAUCGUCUCCGCUCGAUUGUGCUUCUGCAUAUCAUUGACCAAACUAUGACCCUGGAUGCCUUGGUCAUUCAGGAAGAUGUGGACACUAUCGAUGGCGUAAAACUUGAAUUUGAUCGCGACGUGUUCAGCGUUGAGGUCGAAGUUGAGGAUGGCAAUGAGGCAGACGUGGUCGAAGGCAACAUCCAGUUUGAUGGCGGUGUAGCCCAUGAGAUCAACCGAGUGCUCAUGACAGACAGUGCCACAACGCAAGUUGCUAGCUUGCUCUUGGUCAUGCUCGCCGUUGCCUUUAGCAAGCUUUUUUAA